AUGCCUUUCUUCUCGGCUCCCCAGGCCUUGCGCCUGCGCAGCCCUCCCACUUACUCCUCGGAUUUCGUCGCCAUGGCCUCUCAGUCGUACGAGUACGGCGACAAUGGCAUGUUCAAUGUCUUCAAGAGCAACAAGCACAGUGCGCAUCCCGACUUCGCCAACCUCACCCUGCUCGUCUUCGAGGCUGUUAUGGAGGUUGUCUGCGUCAGCGCGCCUGGCUACAUUGUCGCGCGAAUGGGCCAAUUCGACGCGGAGAGCCAGAAGUUCCUCGCCAACCUCAACACGCAGCUGUUUACACCCUGCCUUAUCUUUACCAAGCUCGCAUCGCAACUGACGGCCGAAAAGCUGGCUGAUCUGGCCGUCAUUCCCGUAAUCUUCAUCGUACAGACACUUAUAUCCUACCUUGCCGCGCUCAUCGUAUCGAAAGUAUGCAGAUUCAACAAACGGGCCUCCAACUUUGUGGUCGCCAUGGCGGUCUUCGGAAACUCAAACUCGCUUCCAAUCUCCCUCGUCAUCUCCCUCUCCAAGACACUGUCCGGUCUGCACUGGGACAAGGUUCCAGGCGACAACGACAACGAUGUCGGCGCGCGCGGUAUCCUCUACCUACUCAUCUUCCAACAACUCGGCCAGCUCGUGCGAUGGACAUGGGGCUUCAACGUGCUCCUAGCGCCGGCCAGCGCCUACAAAGACGAAGAUGGCGGCAAGAACAGUGCUAUCGAGAACGGAGAGUACAGCGAUGACGAGGCGCAACGUCUUCUCGAUGACUCGCACUCUGACUACGAAUCUGGCAACGUCACCAGCUACGCUACUUCCGCUGACUCCGACGAGUCCGACUCAGACUCUCUGUUCAACCGCGACGCUCAGGCAGAGACCGACUUCAUCACACCCACCAACGGCAACGCAACUGUCCCGGGCCAAGGCGACAUGAGCGGAAGCAGCAACGGCUAUGCCAACGGUCAUCUUAAUGGUGUUCUCGAGGCGCACAAGAAGAAGCAGAAUGCUCCCAAGGGUAUCAAGGGAAUGCCAAAGCGAGCUGGCAUGGCAUUGAAGCGCUCCGCCAGCACCGUUUCCGUCUCUACAACUCGCGCUGGAAACAGAGUCUUCAACGCUCUUCCCACAUGGCUCCAGGGACCUCUUGCCAAGAUUGGCCAUAUUUUGUCAAGGUUCUUCAAGGGCGUCUGGGACUUUAUGAACCCUCCCCUCUGGGCUAUGCUGAUCGCCAUCCUUGUCGCCUCUAUCCCUCCGCUACAACACCUCUUCUUCGACCCAGGAACAUUCGUCAGCAACUCCGUGACGCGCGCUGUCAACCAGAGCGGACAAGUCGCUGUCCCCCUGAUCUUGGUCGUCUUGGGUGCCAACCUUGCCCGUAACACUCUGCCCAAGGAGGACCAGCACUCGAUGGAAGACCCAAGUGUUGAGAAGAAGCUUGUCAUUGCUUCUCUCGUUAGCCGCAUGCUUAUUCCGACGCUUCUCAUGGCACCUAUGCUUGCUUUAACCGCCAAGUACGUGCCUGUCAGUAUUCUCGACGACCCGAUCUUCAUCAUUGUUUGCUUCCUUCUCAGUGGAGCACCUAGUGCGCUGCAGCUGGCACAGAUCUGCCAGAUCAACAACGUGUACAUGGGCGCCAUGUCGAGAAUUCUGUUCCAGAGCUACGUUGUCUGGAUCCUGCCGUCGACUCUUCUUCUGGUCAUGCUUGCACUGGAGACAGUGGAAUGGGCCAAAUGA
Messenger RNA from Alternaria incomplexa, 1725 nucleotides. RefSeq lists its product as uncharacterized. The transcript has 3 exons. Lineage: Eukaryota; Fungi; Ascomycota; Dothideomycetes; Pleosporales; Pleosporaceae. Gene Ontology annotation, biological process: transmembrane transport. Gene Ontology annotation, cellular component: endoplasmic reticulum; membrane. The coding region runs from base 1 to 1725 and encodes 574 amino acids. The record is from RefSeq and is a predicted model, not a curated record.